Messenger RNA from Boleophthalmus pectinirostris (great blue-spotted mudskipper), 2677 nucleotides. It is a transcript of the gene kctd13, whose product is annotated as potassium channel tetramerization domain containing 13. Gene Ontology annotation, biological process: negative regulation of Rho protein signal transduction; proteasome-mediated ubiquitin-dependent protein catabolic process; protein homooligomerization. Lineage: Eukaryota; Metazoa; Chordata; Actinopteri; Gobiiformes; Gobiidae. The transcript is spliced from 7 exons. Bases 403 to 1371 code for a protein of 322 amino acids. Gene Ontology annotation, molecular function: protein binding; ubiquitin-protein transferase activity. The record is from RefSeq and is a predicted model, not a curated record. Gene Ontology annotation, cellular component: Cul3-RING ubiquitin ligase complex.
AAGACGAAGAUCGAGCUGCACUGACCUACUUAGCACUAGCAUGUUUCAAUAGCAACGUCAAAAUAUCAGCACAAUCUGUAGUUAUUUGUUAGUCAGACCGUUUCGUAGAUGUUUUAAGGAUCACUUCGCGUAGUAUUCAUCUCAAAACGUGACCCUCGCUAAAGGAGAUUCUUAGAUUGAUCUUUUGUUUUUAGCUGUUUUGAUUAGCUAGCCUGCUAACUCCUGAGCGACUGCGUAUAAAAUGAGUUGUCAGAUCGCAAAGGUUUAAGCUGCCGAAAAUAGGGUCGAUUUUUACAUUUUAUUUUAGCUGUUACAUUUUUGAUCGCUAAGACACAUUUGAUUACUUCUGUCUAAUUGUUGCUGAUCCGUGGAUGUUAAGUCUGAAGGCAACCCUGCCUCCUCAUGUCUGCUGAGGCUUCAGCUGGCAGUCAUGCUGCUGUCUCUGCUGCGUGUGUGUGCUCGAGCACAGACGACUGCACAAACAGGGGUCUGCUGGGGAGUAAAUAUGUCAAGUUAAAUGUAGGAGGCUCUUUGCAUUACACCACAGUCCAGACUUUGAGCAAGGAGGACAGUCUGCUGAGGAGCAUCUGUAAUGGAGAAACUGACGCAACAAUAGACGCUGAGGGUUGGGUGGUUUUGGACAGAUGUGGUCGACAUUUCGGGAUCGUGUUGAACUUUCUCAGAGAUGGGUCAGUUCCACUUCCAGAUGACCACAGAGAGCUGGAGGAGAUCUUAAAGGACGCUCAGUACUAUAGAGUUCAGGGUCUGAUUCAGCAUUGCCUCGGUGCCAUGCAGAAACAAAAAGAUGUGUUGGAAACUGUGUGUCGCAUCCCAAUGAUCACAUCUGUUAAGGAAGAACAGAGGAUGAUCGCCACCUGUAGGAAGCCAGUUGUCAAGCUUCAGAACAACCGAGGAAAUAAUAAAUACUCAUACACCAGUAACUCGGACGACAACCUGCUGAAGAACAUAGAACUUUUUGACAAACUAGUGUUACGAUUUAACGGCCGCGUGCUCUUCGUGAAAGACGUGCUCGGAGAUGAGAUUUGCUGCUGGUCUUUUUACGGUGAAGGGCGCAAAAUUGCUGAAGUCUGCUGCACCUCCAUUGUCUACGCCACCGAGAAGAAGCAAACCAAGGUUGAGUUCCCUGAGGCCCGAAUCUUCGAAGAAACCCUAAACAUCCUGAUCUACGAGAACAGCUGGAGUUCUGGCGGGGUUCAUCUUUUGGAUUCGAGAGGGCCUUCGCUCGGUGCCGGACACUCGGAGGAGGAGGGGGCCACGGGGGGAGACAGGAGAGUCCGGCGCAUUCACGUAAGACGGCACAUCAUGCACGACGAGAGGGGGCACGGCCAGCAGACUGUGUACAAGGACUAGUGGAAGAAUGCCACACUGAAUGUACCAAUGGUGUGAAUGUUUGAUGAAUGAGAGAAAGAGAGAGAGGCUGCUAAUCAGAGCAAUAGUAUAGGUUUUUUUUUGUUGUUUUUCAUUGGUGAUUUUAACUCUGUGAAUAUGGAGGAAGGUGUUGGUUGUUCUUAAAAAUGCAUGUUUACAUGAAUCAACGCCUGUCACGGUAACAGAUUGUGAAAUGCGAUAACAAAAAUAUUACGUAAACGAUCAUUUUGAAGACCAAUUUAUGCUACUGAUACAACAAGCUUCAAAUCUGCACUAUGUAACUUUUCUAUUAGAUUUUUUGCCACCUGCUUGUCGCUAUGGAGAUGGAUACGUUUAAUGCCAUACUGUGGGUAAUUCCAGGUAAAAGCAUCUCCAAAACAAGCAGGUGACAGAACCCUAAGUUACCUUAAAUCACAUUAAAAGCUUUUUAUUUUAAUUUUUAUUUGUAUUUGGGAACAACACACGCAAACAUAUAUUAAUUUAGAUUUUAAAACAAAAGGUUCAGCAAUAAAUAAAUGGUACAUUUAAGCACAAAAAGUUGAUGUUAGUAUCUAUAAUGAGAGAUUUUAUUUAAACCAGCUCACAUGUUAUGGUACUACAAAGUAAAUGUAUUUUAAAAAUCCCGACUAAAUGAUGGUACAUAGGCUAAAUAUAAAAAAUAAUAUGGUUCAUUUUUCAUUGAACUAUUGAUAAAGUAUUUACUGUGACAGGCUGGCGAUGCAAAUAUGUACAGGACUCAAAUAGAAAAGUAUACUUGUAACAUAAACUGGCUCAUAUACUGGCUACUGAGGAGGUUUGGUCUACUGACAUUUCAACCCGUUUUAUAAAGUGUUCAUAACAUAGAAUUGAAGCCUUCUAAUUUGCUUUCAUUUUAAACACUGGAAAUGUGGUUGUUGCUAUCAGCUCUUCGAGAUGUUUAUACUGAAUUAAUUUAUAUCCCUAAUUUAUUUGUUUGAUAUUUAACUUUUGUACAAUAUGCAAAAUGUGUGUUAACAUGUGAAAAAUGCACUUAAUUUUGUUAUUGUAAAUGUUUUUCUGUUUUUUUUUUUCCUGGGUUUAUCCUGAGCCAUAACUUUUUCAACAAUGUCUUCUUACACAAAUCGUCUCCAAGAUUAUCACUCAAAUUAUCUUACUGUGAUGUUAAAAGAAACUAUUUUAUUUAAUUUUUUUCAAGAUCUUAAUUAAUUACAUGUAACUGUUUUCAGAAAGUCACCUUGAAACAUUGCACUAAUUGAACUUCCGUCCAAUUUGUGGUUGUCAAAAGUUGAUUAAUAAAUUAUUUGACAAA